Mustela lutreola (European mink) is the source of this 4096-nucleotide messenger RNA. It is a transcript of the gene SSTR3, whose product is annotated as somatostatin receptor 3. Gene Ontology annotation, molecular function: somatostatin receptor activity; neuropeptide binding. Bases 643 to 1902 code for a protein of 419 amino acids. Gene Ontology annotation, biological process: neuropeptide signaling pathway. The record is from RefSeq and is a predicted model, not a curated record. Gene Ontology annotation, cellular component: membrane; neuron projection. The transcript has 2 exons. Lineage: Eukaryota; Metazoa; Chordata; Mammalia; Carnivora; Mustelidae.
UCUGCCCGCCACCCCCUCCUUCUCCUUCCUCCUUCUCCGCUCUCCAUCCGUGCCUCUCUCUGCAUCUCCCUCUCGCCCCUUCUCUCUCUGCUCCUGCUUCUCUUCUCCCUGCCACGCAUUUCUUAUCACUCCCCCUCAUUCUGGCUUUCCACCCACUCACUCUCUUCUCCCUCUGCCUCUCUCUCCACCUCCGACCGACCCCCCUUUCCCCUCUAUUUCUAUUGGCUUCCGACAGUCCCUGCUCCCCUUUUCUUUUCCUUGGGAGUUUCUCUGUCCGCCCCCACACUGAGCUCCUGCCCACAGACCCCCCUCUGUGCCUCUAACCCCCCCCUCCUCCAGGACGUGUCCUGGAGAUGGGGGGGUGACGCACCAGGCGCCCGUGGAAAGUCAGGGCCGGAGACCAGAUGGGAGAGUCUCUGUGGGCAGCCGUGGCCGCUGCAAGCCUAGGAAGGGGCUCGGGCCCGUAAGCUGUCUAGAAGUGGGCAGUGUGUGGGGACCCCAGCUAAGGGUGCUCUGGGCACUUGGGGACUGGGCAGGGAGAGGGGGCAGCAGAAUGGUAACCAGCCUGGCGGCAAGCGGGGGACCCCUCACCCCAUGGGCAGGCCCAUAGCUGACUGCUGACCACCCCCAACCUCCUUGGCCAUGGACACCCCGGGCUACCCGGCCUCGGCGCCCACAACCUUGGAACCUGGGAACACCUCCUCAGCCUGGCUCCCAGACGCCACCCUGGGAAAUGGGUCGGCGGACCCAAGUGCAGCAGGGCUGGCCGUCAGCGGAGUCCUGAUCCCGCUCGUCUACCUGGCGGUGUGCGUGGUGGGCCUGCUGGGCAACUCCCUGGUCAUCUACGUGGUCCUGAAGCACACGGCCAGCCUGUCGGUCACUAAUGUCUACAUCCUCAACCUGGCCUUGGCCGAUGAGCUCUUCAUGCUGGGGCUGCCCUUCCUGGCAGCCCAGAAUGCCCUAUCCUACUGGCCCUUCGGCUCCCUCAUGUGCCGCCUGGUCAUGGCCGUGGACGGCAUCAACCAGUUCACCAGCAUCUUCUGCCUCACCGUCAUGAGUGUGGACCGAUACCUGGCCGUGGUGCACCCCACGCGCUCUGCCCGCUGGCGUACGGCUCCGGUGGCCCGCACGGUGAGCGUGGCCGUGUGGGUGGCCUCAGCGGUGGUGGUGCUGCCCGUGGUGGUCUUCUCGGGGGUACCCCACGGCAUGAGCACCUGCCACAUGCAGUGGCCCGAGCCGGCGGCGGCCUGGCGCGCCGGCUUCAUCAUCUACACGGCCGCACUGGGCUUCUUCGGGCCACUGCUGGUCAUCUGUCUUUGCUACUUGCUCAUCGUGGUCAAGGUGCGCUCGGCGGGGCGGCGGGUGCGGGCACCCUCGUGCCAGCGGCGGCGGCGCUCGGAGCGCAGAGUCACGCGCAUGGUGGUGGCCGUGGUGGCGCUCUUCGUCCUUUGCUGGAUGCCCUUCUACGUGCUCAACAUCGUCAACGUGGUGUGCCCGCUGCCCGAGGAGCCCGCCUUCUUCGGCCUCUACUUCCUGGUGGUGGCGCUGCCCUAUGCCAACAGCUGUGCCAACCCCAUCCUGUACGGCUUCCUCUCCUACCGCUUCAAGCAGGGUUUCCGCAGGGUCCUGCUGCGACCCUCCCGCCGUGUGCGCAGCCAGGAGCCUCCAGCCGGAGGACCUCUGGAGAAGACGGCAGAGGAGGAGGAGGAGGAGGAGGAGGAGGAGGGGGCAGGGAAGCAGGGGGAGAGGAAGAUGAAUGGCCGGGUCAGCCUCAUUGCGCAGCCUGGCACCAGCAGGCAGGAGCGACCGCCCAGUGGCAAAGUCAACAAGGACAAGCAGUUCCUCCCCCAAGAGGCCUCAGCGGGAGACAAGCCAGGCACACUGCACAUCAGCUAUCUGUAGGGGGGCCUAUGGAGGGCCAGCGUGCCCCCAGGACAGGACAGAGGCUGUGGGUAUACCAAGGGCAUGCUCUCCAAGGUGCCAGAGGCCUACGAUGGGAUGUUUGGAGGCCUGGGCUCUGAUCCUAGCUGCUGAGACUCACUGUGUGACCUUGCCUAGGACCCUUUCCUUCUCUGGGCCUUGCGUUCUUUUCUGUGACUCAGGGAUGUGAGUAAUCAGCCAGGACAAGCUCUGCUAGAUAAGAAGUCUGGAGGGGCAUCACCCCCAGCUGGCCUUCCGGAGCGGGGUCCAGGUUCAGGGGACAAGGCCAGACUGGCUUUCCCCUUCAAAGACAGAGCAUCCUGGGGGACCAGCCUGAAGGUUGGCCCUCAGAACAACACCAAGGUCUGGAUUUCCUAGGCUCAGAGCUAGGAUCACAGGGGAGGGACUGGGGUCCCAAGUAGAAGAAAGUUCUACCCAGGGCAGGGAGGGGUCCAAACCUGUUCAGGCCCCACAUCAGCUCCCCCGACAUGCUGCAAGGCCUCGGCCAGCUCUUCCUCUUCUUUGGGCCUCAGACCUCACCUGCUGAACAACUCAAUAACCUCCAGGCCCUCUUGGCCAGAUGUUAGUGCUGGGACUCCGUGUUCCUGGCCCUGAGAGGCGAUGGAUUUUCUAGGAAAGUCACUCAGGCCAGAUUCAGGGUCCCUUACCGCUUGGGCCCCCCCAAGGCCCCGUAUCUCAUUUUGUACUUGGAAUUUUAUAUUCUUUUUCAUAAAGAGGGUCUCCAAUCUGUGUUCAGUUGAGGCCACCCAAGGCCCUACUUGGCCCCUGUUGAGGGCAGCUGACCAAUUCCCAUAGUAGCUCAUGUCGUGAGGUUGUGGCUAGAAGGGGGAUGUCUCUGGGUCUCUGAGGGUUCCGGGAGCACCCCUUAUAGCAGCACCCAUUGGCAUCCCUCCCCUCCCAGAGACCAAGGCAGGCCCGGGUCAGGCAGACUGGUGGGGAAAGGCAGUGUCCUAACAGCAUGGGGUGGAGAAGGAGGGAGAGGGGGAGAGGGAGGAUGAAGAAGGUGGAGGAGGAAGAGAGGGAGUUGGAGGGAGGACAGAUCUGCUCCAGGACCGUGCUGUCCUUGGCCCCUCUGGGUGGAGCUCCGCGGCAGCACCGCUGAAGGCAUGCUGUGGGUGCCCGGCCCCGAUCAAUCUCGAGGAAAGCGUGCGGUCAGGGGAGGGACUGGGGUCAGGGUGGGAAAGGAAACACGCUGGAAGGUAUAGUGCUGGCUCCCUUGAGGGCCUGCCUGGGCUGGUAAGAGGGGCUGCCCCUUGAUGGUGGCCUAGGGCCAUUGCUGAGACUCAGGACCCCACGGGUCAGCGAGCAGCCCUCCCCGUUCUCUAUACUCUCCAGGGCCACAAUGUGGGGCACCCCAAGGAAGACAAGACAAGGGGGGCUAGAGGGGAACCACAGGAGAGGCCACUGUACGAGAAUUCUCUCCCAGAGAUAAGCCCUCGGGGCCAUCGUGAGACUGGCCCCGGGGCAGGGUGGCACCUCAGGCUAACUCCCUCAAUCCCCCACCCCAGCUAAGGGCAAGGGGGUCCUCAGGGAAAGUACGUGAACCAGAUUGGGAGACCUAAAUUUUCAACUCAACUCAGGAUCCUGGCUAGCCUUGACCUCUCUGGGGUUCAGUUUUCCCAUCAUAAAAUAGUAGGUUGUCCCAGUCUGCCCAGUUGCUCAGAAUUGGGGGUGGAAUGAAUUAUGUUGGACAAAUUGCCCCCCAUACUACAAUGGGUAGGGGUGGGUGUAUCCGAUUUUAAAGUAAAGUAUCAGAUUAUAAAGCCCCCAACCAGCAGUGGUCCACACCUGCUCCUUCAUCAGGCGGCCUCUCUGUCUCUGGCCCUUGGGGGUAAGAGCAGUGCGGGACCCAGGAUUGGGGGAAGGGGAGGAGGCAGAGGCCAAAGAUAAGAAGGCGGGACUUGGGGAGCUCGCCUGCUCAGAAGUUCCCCAAACAAGACCUUGUAUGGAUGUUGGAGCUGGAGGCCCAGCCCUCAGUCUGGGGUUCCUCUGAGAAGGAUGUGGGGGUCUGGCAUUUCAGCAUUUCCUGGCCAACCCUGCCUUCCUGACUCCUGGGACAGGUGAGUCUGUCCAGCACGGGUGGCUGGAAAGCCCCUGAGGGGGACCCUUCGCUGCUCCUGCCCCUUGCUCUUGUCAAUAAAGACAGUGACACAUG